Rhododendron vialii is the source of this 1309-nucleotide messenger RNA. Its product is annotated as nudix hydrolase 13, mitochondrial-like. The record is from RefSeq and is a predicted model, not a curated record. The coding region runs from base 310 to 1011 and encodes 233 amino acids. NCBI's taxonomy places the organism in Eukaryota, Viridiplantae, Streptophyta, Magnoliopsida, Ericales, Ericaceae. The transcript has 6 exons. Gene Ontology annotation, molecular function: pyrophosphatase activity. Gene Ontology annotation, cellular component: nucleus; cytoplasm.
CCAAAGGCAACAAGGGAUGAUUCGAAAAAAAAACCGGGGGGAACAAGUGGUUGGAAAAUACUCCGUAGAAGGAAAGAAAUGAUUUUCUAGUGUGCGAAAAGAGACAAAACGAUUUGAUUACCGAAAUAAUGCCUAUUUUUAAUGUUUAUAAAUAUAUCGCAUAUAACGUCUGAUUCAGGUCGUUGUCUCUCUCUCUCUCUCUCUCUCUCUCUCUCUCCUAGCCAUAGAAAUCUGAUUGUAAAUCCUGCCGUUUUCCUUGCAGAAACGAAGUUGACAUCUGGGUUUUAACCAACGAAUGAGAAGAAGACGAUGUUGUGUUCACCAGCAAGAACUGGGAGAGAUCGCCAACGGUACGAGGAUCAAUUCAGGCUUGUGGCAGGGUGUAUUCCUUACAGAUUUGAGAAAGUUGAUGAUAAUUUUUGCGAUAUAGAGAAGAGAUUACUCGUCCUAAUGAUUUCUUCACCAAAUCGUGACAAUCUUGUUUUCCCAAAGGGUGGAUGGGAGGAUGAUGAAUCCGUUACUGAAGCUGCAUGUCGAGAGGCCUUGGAGGAAGCUGGAGUCAAGGGAAUAUUACGUGAAGAACCUCUGGGAGAUUGGGAGUUUAGAAGCAAGAGCACGCAAAACAGCUGCAGUGUAGGAGGAGGUUGCAGAGGGUAUAUGUUUGCGUUAGAGGUGACUGAAGAACUGGACUGUUGGCCGGAACAGGAUACUUAUGAGAGGAAAUGGCUUACCAAAGACGACGCCUUCAAAUUUUGCCGGUAUGAUUGGAUGCGGGAUGCCCUAAAAAGACUUAUAACAGUGUUGUCAGAGGGCGAGACAGAAGGAGGAGAAGAAGAAGAAGAAGAAGAAGAAGAAACAAGGGAAGACCAGGCGGCUGAAUUUUCUCCUCCUAUAUUGUCAAUUUCAGAUGCUCGAGCUCAUCAAAAGCUGUCACCCGUCUGUUUCGGGACGCCCUCUAGUGGCGUCCAACACCUUGACGAUUCUUGUAGUAAAUGCAUUGUGCUCGGUUAAUUAGUCCCGUAAUUUUCCAGUCCAAGUUGGGCUGGGUUUUCAUGUGUUUGUAGUCGUUAAUUGUUUGAAAUGCCAGUGAAGCUUGUUCUUUCUCUCCCUCUCUCUCUUCUCUCUCCUACUCACUGUGAUCCUUCCUGUGUUAUGGUAGAGUUUAUGGUAGAGUUCUGUAAACUGAUGUCUGAAUGAAGGUUGUAUCCUUUCACCUGUAAAUAUUAGUGGAUUAUUAUUGUUGAUAUCAUGGUGUCCAAACGAAUGCCAGAAUGAGUUAAUGAAUGAUAACUUGUUCAUAGUGUAUAAA